AUGGCAUGUAAAGUAAGAUUGCUGCCAAUCUUGCCCGUGAUUUGGACGAUUUUAUUUUCCGUCCAUGCUGAAGCAGUAGAGAGUAAGAAGAAUCUAACGGUGGCCGUGCUGCUGCCCUGGACGGGGACUUGGCCGAUCGGGCAGCGCAUGGGACCGGCGGCGGCCGUCGCUAUCGACGAUAUCAACAACAACGCCGCCCUUCUGCCGGACCACCACCUGGACUUCGUCUGGAAGGACACGGGAUGCUCGGCCAGGGAAGGGAUGGACGUCACCAUGGAGCUGUACGAAGAGUUAGGGGAGAAUCUUCGGGUCAUCAUCGGGCCAGGCUGCGAUGCCGUCUGCGGACCGAUCGGGGUGUUAGCAGCGUCGUGGAACGUACCAAUCGUGUCGUGGGGAUGUGCAUCGUCUCAUCUCAGCAACAAGGACGAGUACCCGACAUUUGUCAGGACUGUGGGACCCUUCACCAAGACCGGGGGACUCUUCGUGUCUCUUCUCAAGCACUUCGGUUGGACAAGGGCCGCCAUCUUGGCCUCAACACAACAAGUAUGGCAGACCACGUCACACGCCAUCAAGUUGGCCCUGGAGGAUGCCGGGAUAGCUGUUGCCUUCUUCCAGAGUUUCGACCCUGGGUACGUGCAGAUGACUGAACGGGAGAGGGCCAUGCACCACGACGCUCUGGAGACUGCGAAGCAGAAGGCUAGAAUCCUUAUCUUCUGUGCGGACGGCGGUGACGUGAGAGAGAUGCUGCUGAUGGCGGCAGACCUGGGCAUCGUGAAUGGGGACUACGUCUUCGUGGUCAUCAACUUCGCUCCGGACGCCAUGUUGGGGGAGAACACGUGGAUGGGUCGUGACGGAAGAGAUGAUGACGCCAGGAAAGUUUUCAACGGGCUGUUGAAUGUGCACGUCCACACGCCGCUACUGGAGGACUGGGAGGUGCUGGAGCGGGAAGUCAGGUACCGUAUGGCAGGGCCGCCGUUCAACCGGGGGAUGCAGCGGUAUGAAAAGGUUGACGUGUACGCCGCCAUGUUGUAUGACGCGGUGAUGCUGUACGCCAUGGCGCUGGAUGACGCGCUGAGGGAAGGCGAGUCGGAGGCCGACGGUGCUCGGGUUGCUCAACUCAUGAAAGGCAGGACAUUUGACGGUGUUGCAGGGGAGGUCUCCAUAGAUGAGUACGGGGACAGGAGCCCAAACUACGUCAUCCAAAACCUGCAGGGUAGUCGCUUUGAGGAUAUAGCUGAGUUUGCAACGGCAAAUAAGUCAUUGGAGAUGCGGGACGUGGACAUAGUGUGGGCCGGAGGGAAGACCUCUCCACCGAUCGACAGUCCGGAGUGUGGCUGGGACAACGACCUCUGCAUGGACGAUUCUUGUGAGUUCAUCCUCCUAUAG
Messenger RNA from Branchiostoma belcheri (Belcher's lancelet), 1386 nucleotides. Its product is annotated as atrial natriuretic peptide receptor 3-like. Gene Ontology annotation, cellular component: membrane. The record is from RefSeq and is a predicted model, not a curated record. NCBI's taxonomy places the organism in Eukaryota, Metazoa, Chordata, Leptocardii, Amphioxiformes, Branchiostomatidae. The transcript is spliced from 8 exons. Gene Ontology annotation, molecular function: peptide hormone binding; signaling receptor activity. The coding region runs from base 1 to 1386 and encodes 461 amino acids.